Messenger RNA from Nerophis lumbriciformis (worm pipefish), 1164 nucleotides. Lineage: Eukaryota; Metazoa; Chordata; Actinopteri; Syngnathiformes; Syngnathidae. The record is from RefSeq and is a predicted model, not a curated record.
AUGGCUUUCACUGCUAUUUCUGGAGAGUGGUUUUUGCUGGCAUGUGGCACCAAAUUUAUAGCUGCUCACUUGACGGAAGACCGCCUUGAAAGUGACAGAAUACUGGCCUUCACUGUUUCGCCAUCUGGAAAACGGGUGGCACUAACUGAUGACUCCAAAAGACUGGUCCUGUUUCAGUAUGAGCAUUCCUGGCAACAUGUUAGUACUAGGUGGUUGGUGAGGAGGGGCACAUCCUUGGUGUUUACAAAGGCGGAAGACGAGAUUCUUGUGGCUGAUAAAUCGGGCGAUGUGUAUUCCUUCUCGGUGAAGCAACGGGACAAAGAAGGCGCACUUAAGAUGGGUCACCUAUCCAUGGUUCUAGCUGUGACUAUGUCAAUUAACGAUAAGUAUAUCAUCACUGCUGACCGGGAUGAAAAAAUACGAGUGAGCCACCUUCGUUCUCCGUACAACAUACAGUCCUUCUGCCUCGGACACAAACAGUUUGUCAGUUCACUGUUGGUUCCUUCAGGCGAUAUGCACUGGUUGCUGUCAGGAUCAGGGGAUGGCACGGUGAAGCUGUGGGAGUAUGAAACUGGUCAGAAGCUCGAAAGUUGGGACUUGAACAACCUUGAAGAAACACUUGUCCCAAAAUUGGACAAUGAGAUGAAAGUAACGGUAUGCAAUAUAACCAGCUCCCCUGAUGGGUGUCACAUCGCUGUGCAGUGUGACAGAUUGUCAACAAUUCAGUUUUUCAUGGUGAACCAGGAUAGUGAAGAGAAGAAACUUGUACCACACAGCAGGAUUUCCCUGCCACUAUGUCCUCUUGAUAUAACCUUUGACCGACAAGGCCGACUUUGGGUGCUGUUGGAUUCCUGUGAAACACUGUUUCAAAUCUAUACACUUGAACAUUCCAUCUGGAAGUGUGACGCUGCCAGCACUGAACUGAAAAGGGUGACUGAGGCUUUCAAAUCUCACUGGCAGACACUUAAAGUUUCCACUGGGACUCCUAGCCGUUUUGAACAUCUGCACAAGGCGACUUUUGAUAACGUGACUGUGUACAUGGAAAAGAAGCAGCAACGACUGGAGGAACAGCAGCAGAAAAGGAAAAUGGAACAGAGAGACGAUGGCAAGAAAAAGAAAAGAGGUGUUGAGAACUGUGAAAGCUUUGUCACCAACAUGAAUUAA